AUGUACCCUCAAAGCUCAGCAGAUUCGGUAUUGUUAUUUCAGCGUCCUUUCGUAUUUACAAGCAAUUCGCUUAUGACAUCAAGCUCAGUGGAAUUCGAAAUGGAAAAAGUGUUUCAUGCAAUGGAAAUGGGUCACAACGUCUACAAACUUCUAUUGAUGAAGCGACGAGAUCCGGCACAGAAAAGACUUACGUACAACCGUGAGACGAGGCAACUGUUUUUGUCGAAACUGGAUAAUUAUGACAAGAGUGGUGGCAAAACGCUGCGGCUAGAUUUGCGAAUAGUGAAAGAAGUGCACACCCUUGAUUUUAAACUGAAAAAGAUCAAAAUCGGCGAUAAGUGGGAAAAAGACAAGGAAAUUAAACAGUUUGAUGCAACCAGAAUAUUAGUUCUAAGUUAUGCAACCACUUUCAAUUUGCGAUACUGGAUUUUGUUGUUUGAUACGGAAGAUUUAUGUCGCAUGUGGUGUCAAGGUGUUCACUAUUUGAUGCUGGAUACAAUUUCUGCUUGUCAUGCACUCCUCGUGGAACGGUGGCUAAGGAAGGAGUUUUAUAAUAUUGCUGGAUAUGCUCUUGAAAAUCCUUGCGUAGCGAUGAAACAUAUGAAGCCGUUCGUACAAACAAGUCUACAAUAUAAAGUGCAGUCAAAACAGUUGCAAGAGGUUUGCGAAGAGACAAUGCAUUAUGACAGUUUCGCAAAUGCUUAUCGCAAACUUUUGCACGCCAAUUCGCUUUUCGCAGAACAUUUUGCGGCUUAUUCGGAUGAUGCAGCUGUUGUUAGCUUCAACAAUUUCUUGCGCUUUCAUAAGGACAAGCAAAACGAUGAAAUAGGGAUGAUGCGAGAAAAAGCCAGUGAUUUUCUCAGACAUUUUUUACGACAGUGGGACCCAUAUAGAGAUGUUCGUGAACCAGCUCUUAGCGUUACUGAAUUUUGCGAUUUCCUCUUCUCUCGAGAAAAUUCACUAUGGGAUUCUGUUAACGAGAAUGUUAUACAUGACAUGAAUCGACCACUAAGUCACUAUUGGAUUGCUUCAUCACACAACACAUAUCUUACCGGUGAUCAGCUCAAGAGUGAAUCCUCCUUGGAUACAUAUGCUCGAGCUUUGCUUAUGGGUUGUAGAUGUGUUGAACUUGAUUGUUGGGAUGGACAAAAGAGAAAUUCAGGUGAAAUACAAGAUAUUGUUAUUUACCAUGGUUACACGAUGACUAGUAAAAUCAAUUUACGCGAUGUGCUUUAUACCAUUCGUCAUUAUGCUUUUAUCAAUAGCGAGUUUCCAGUAAUUCUCUCGAUUGAAGACAAUUGUUCAGUACCGGUACAACGCCUACUUGCUCGUGAAAUUAGAGAAAUUCUUGGUGAUUAUUUACUCACAGCUCCAGUUAGUCGUGAAGAAACUUGUUUACCAUCUCCGGAAGCUUUAAAGCGAAAAAUUAUUCUAAAGCAUAAAAAGCUACCGACAGAAAGUGAAAAUAUUAUCUUACAGCAAGCUGAUGAGGAUCAAGAGCAGGAUUUGCUUUUGCUGAAUUUUACGCGGCAAGGAAUUCUGUCAUUGAAGAGCGGAAUAAGCGAUGAAUGGACAACUCAUUUAUUUAUAUUGUUUCCGGAUCGUUUAUGUUACAUGUUGGAACAGUGCGAGAAUAAUAUUGAUAAUCAGGGUAUUCUGAGACGUCAAGAUUCAUUGGGAAACGCACAUGAUGAUGAAAAUCAAGAUGUUUUGACAAACUUGACGGGUUUUGGUGUUCCUCCAGAGGAAAUGCAUAUUACAGAAGAAUGGUUUCACGGUAAAACAGAUCGAGAUACGGCAAGAAUUCGCCUUUUGGAGCAUAAAGAUAAAGGCAAUGGUCUUUUUUUGGUUCGCGAUUCGACUAUUUUUAUUGGCGACUACUCGUUAUCAUUUCUACAUAAUGAAAAAGUACAUCACUGUCGAAUACGCACAAGGAUGGUGAAUGGUGAAAAAAAAUAUUAUUUUUUGGAAAAUAAGCAAAUGGAUACACUUUAUGAACUUAUAUCGCACUAUACAAAGGAAAGAUUGAGGACACCUAAUUUUAGCACGACACUGAUCACUCCAUGUCCGCAGCCUUGUCCUCAUCUCGGCAUGAUAUGGUUUUGUGAGAAAACAGAUAGAAAUCGUGCCGAAGAACUGCUGAACACAGUUCAACAAGAUGGGGCUUUCUUGCUGCGCUUUAGUUCUACUGAUAAAAACGUUUUUGUGCUUUCUCUGAGAGUUGACGGCGAAAUAUGGCACUACCAUUUGAAACGCGAUGGUCGAAUUUUUGUUGUUAACCAGACUAUUUUCGAGAAUUUGAAUCAAAUAGUUGAAUAUUAUUCAACAAGGGAAUUCGUUCGUGGAAUAUGUCUAAAAUAUCCUGUGGGUGAGGAUACCAUUAUUGGUUCUGCAGGUAUAUGCUGUAGUACCGACCGGGCACUUGGUUGUUACAUGGAACUCAAAGACAUUGAUAAAGAGGUAUUGGUUCGAGCUAUCGAGUCCUACAAUGGAUCUCUUCCCUGUGAACUUUCAUUCCCUGUAAAUGCGGUGAUAAAUGUAUUCAGGAAAGAUGGCGACCGCUGGCGUGGCAAAUAUCGCGGUCGUUCAGGUUUCUUCCCUUCUCGAUGCGUUAUUGAACUAGAAACUUCUGAUAAUCAACCGAGUGAGUUGGGGCCUUACGCAGCUAUCGAUUUGGCCGAUUCUUUAAUUGAAGAAGUACCGUUUGAAAUUGCUGGUCGACCGUUUGCAUUUAAAAUCAGACGUGUUUCAACGCACUGGAAUCCAAGCGAAUACGUUUUAGCUGCCAAUUCAAGUGAAGAACGUGAAGACUGGUUAAAUAUUCUACAUGAGCUGAUGAGGACAGUUACGGAUCGCAAUACCUUGAUACGUACACGAGAGAAAAAUCUGCGAAUAGCUUCUGAAUUAUCUGAUUUGGUGGUUUACUGCCAGGCGGUCCCUUUCAAUUCACAGUUUGCAACACAAGGCAAUUUCUAUGAAAUGUGCUCGUUCAGUGAAACAAAAUUCGAAAAAUUGGUAGAACGAGGUUUAGUUCAGUUUAAUGCUCGUCAGUUGUCACGCGUUUAUCCGCAAGGUUCACGUGUAACUUCAGCAAAUUAUGAUCCAGUACCAAUGUGGAAUGCUGCAUGUCAUAUGGUUGCAUUGAACUACCAAACUGGCGACAGGUCGAUGCAACUUAAUCAAGGCAAAUUUAUGGCGAAUGGUCAGUGUGGAUAUGUACUGAAACCGUCUUAUAUGAUCGAUGAAAUGUUUUCUCCCGAUGCUGCCGAAGUUGUAUCUACCUCUUGUCCAAUCAUUCUUACUGUUCAUGUAGUAGGAGGACAACAUUUGUCAAGGAAAGAUAGAAAUCGAGGUAUCUGUUCUCCUACUGUUACUGUAGAAGUUGUGGGUUUGCCGGCUGAUUCAACUAGUGUUCGAACACGAGCUAUUGCUUCCAAUGGCUUGAAUCCUGUUUGGAAUGAGAAAUUCAUCUUCAAAGUGUACUGUCCAGAAAUAGCUUUACUUCGCUUGUAUGUUGAAGAUGGCGAUUUUAUGGGACCUAAGAUGGAUCCAUUUAUUGGACAAGCUGUGUAUCCACUUGACUGCAUUCGCACUGGUUUUCGAUCCGUACCACUUCGUAAUCAAUACAGCGAGGAAUUGGAAUUGUCGUCAUUACUUGUUUAUCUCGAUAUGCGCCGUCGAAGUAAUGAAGCAGAAGUUCUAAAUCCACAUGUUGAUUUGCAAUCUGACCGAUAUGUUGCCGGUGGAUUGCACAAGACAUUAACAUCGUCUGGCGUAUUUUCGGCACGGUUGAAUUCAACUGAUCAAAGUAGUUUCACGGUACCAUUAACACCCAAUUUAUCAGUUGCAAAACAAGUCCAAGUUCUAAUGGAUUCGACCGGUUCAACAACAUCUGCCUCGAAAAAAGAAAGCAGUUUGAAAAAAAUUUUCCGGCUUGGAAAAAAUUAG
Molecule: messenger RNA, 3948 nt
Organism: Brugia malayi
Lineage: Eukaryota; Metazoa; Nematoda; Chromadorea; Rhabditida; Onchocercidae
Gene: Bma-plc-3
Exons: 29
Coding region: 1-3948 (1315 amino acids)
Biological process (GO): positive regulation of epithelial cell migration; lipid metabolic process; phosphatidylinositol-mediated signaling
Molecular function (GO): protein binding; phosphatidylinositol-4,5-bisphosphate phospholipase C activity
Source: RefSeq, a predicted model, not a curated record